UUUUUUUUUUUAUUAGUAUUAUUAUUAUUAUUUAUAAAAUGUAUUCGCCUAAUAGAGUAGAUGGUGGCUAUGGAUCAAUAAUAAAAGCUUCAGAGAAACCUGGCUUGGUAGCUUCACCAUUAAGAACUAUUGCAACACCUAUUUAUGAAGCUGUCAAAUCAGCUCAUACCAAGGCUACACGAGAUUUUGAUCGCUUUUAUGGAAACUUACAAGCUAAAUUAACUCCAAGAACAAGCAAUUCUUAUAUUCAGAAACGUACAGCAGAAACGUCAGAAAGAUUGAGAGCUAUAUUGAAUCAAAGAAGAACAGAACUUGAUUCACAUAAUGCUAGUACUAGUAGAACUUCCUUAACACCUCUCAUUGAACGACAUACACUUCGUGAAGAUUCACAAGCAAAAUAUAAUUAUCCUAGUAGAAAUCCAUUCUAUCAGGAAUCAGAAUCAGAUAUAGCAGAAACCCCUUCAUUAAUUGAACAUUAUGCUGACGAUACACCUAUAUCAUAUAUAAGUUUAGAUAAACAACCUAGUCAACCUAAUACAUUUUCAUCACCGAGAAAGACAAUGAGAAAAUCUACUUUGACCCCUAAUAGACAACAAUGGUCAAUGAAAUUACAAGAAAAAUUAACUGAAGAAAGACGACGAAUGGAUAGAUUACAUAAAAAUUUAUUAAAAAUACGAAGACAAUCAUCUUUAUUAGCUGAUGAACUUUCCACUACUAAUUCAAGAUUUGAACAAGGAAGCAUUAUAGAAAAAGAUGAAAAUUUUGCUGAUGAAGAUACUUCUAUGUCUAUAGUAUCCUCUCCUGAACAUGAGGAUCGAAAGGAGGAGGAAGAUGCGUUUAGUAUUAUAUCGUCACCUUCUAAUAAUACAAAUAGAAAUAGACCAUCUUCUAUUAGUUAUAACCAUUCUAACAGUCAUAAUGGAACAAGCUCAAUAUCAUAUAACCAAUCAAUAAAGUCUUCUCAGUCCAAUACUUGUCACAAGGAGUCAAUUUAGUGCUACAUCACCUCGCCAUCUUACUAUAUCCCCAAAUAAUAAUAGGAAAAGUUUUAUUAAUGAGCUUGGAGGCGCCAAGUUAAGAUCAGCUGAAAUAAUUAGAACACCUGGAGGUAGCCAAGUUAGUAAUCGCUUUUGGAAAGAAAUUCAUGGACUCACAGCUAAGAAAGAGUCUGCGGCGUCACCAGGCAGAGUUAGUAAACGCUCAGUACCUUUAACAAAACGUUUCUCUCAACGA
Cokeromyces recurvatus is the source of this 1233-nucleotide messenger RNA. RefSeq lists its product as uncharacterized. The record is from RefSeq and is a predicted model, not a curated record. Lineage: Eukaryota; Fungi; Mucoromycota; Mucoromycetes; Mucorales; Mucoraceae. The transcript has 6 exons. The coding region runs from base 39 to 995 and encodes 318 amino acids.